This is a messenger RNA of Melanotaenia boesemani (Boeseman's rainbowfish), 1500 nucleotides long. Its product is annotated as ribosome biogenesis protein NOP53-like. The record is from RefSeq and is a predicted model, not a curated record. Gene Ontology annotation, cellular component: nucleolus. The coding region runs from base 77 to 1465 and encodes 462 amino acids. The transcript is spliced from 12 exons. Gene Ontology annotation, molecular function: 5S rRNA binding. NCBI's taxonomy places the organism in Eukaryota, Metazoa, Chordata, Actinopteri, Atheriniformes, Melanotaeniidae. Gene Ontology annotation, biological process: ribosomal large subunit assembly; rRNA processing.
AGACAUAUUAGGGAAGUAGAAACGUUUUUUUUUUUUUCUUCUUCUUUUACGCCCCACCUUCUUCUUUUAUUCCAAAAUGGCGGCUGCCAGGAGAUUGAAACGCGUGGCGGCCAAACAGCCUGGUUUCUUAACUUUAAACGCUGCUAUAGACCCCCCAGACUUGGUCAGCAGCCGGAGAAAACGUAUCAACAAAAAUAAGAAAAAGAACUGGAACAAGCACAGUGACAUAAACGACGUAGAGGACUUUUUAGAGGAUAUUAGGCAUCAGGAGAGGACCACUGGGGGUCUACUGUCUGAGAAGCCAGAUGACAGUUUGUUUUUUGUGGACAUUGGACAGCCAGAGAAAGCUAAACAGAAGGCACCAGAACCUGCUGAAGGAAAAAAGAGAAAAGGGAAAGCAACGCGUCCUUUGAGGAUAGAUCUGAUCCUUCAGCAUGACUCCCUCGUCCCGCCCCCUAAAGAUGUGCUGGCCUACCAGCAACCAAAUGCCAAGAAACUCCGUCGCAUCACCCAGAAGGCUGAGCAGCUAGCAGCCAAAGGCGUGGUAUCACAGAGGCAGAGACGGCUGCUGAACAGGCGGCCCAUCAACAGGACGGUCAAGAAGGCCGAGACGGAGGCCAACAACAACCCAGACAGAGACUAUUAUGACAUAUGGGGACAAGAGGUCAAAGACUCAUCUGAUCCCUGGUAUCUUCAACAGACAGGCAAGAAGGUGUUUAAGCGUCCAGAGACGAUGAAACAGAAGCCGUCAGUGCUCCCAGCUGUGGAGGUGAUUGCUCCUGGAGGAUCCUACAAUCCUGACUUCUUGUCCCACCAGGCAUUGCUUCAGGAGGCCCAUGAGGUGGAAGUCAAGAGAGAGAAGCAAGAAUCCAAAAUAGAGAAACAGCUGGCUGUCAACAAAGAAGACACGGCUACAGAGGAGACAGUCCUCCGUGAGCAGGUAGAAGGCCUGGUAGAAGAAGAGAUGGAUGAAGAAGAGGAAGCUUCUAACGAGGAUGAUGACGAAGAGGCUGUGGCAGGCAUUGCUGUGGCUGAGAAGAAGACUGAAAAACAGAGAAAAAGAGAAAAGGCAGAAAAGAUUAAGGAGCUGCAGCGGCUGGCCAGCAAGCAGCAGACUGUGCAGCAGCAGCAGCUCUUCCAGCUUCGCUCCAUAAAAGCCUCCAUCAAACAGCAGCAACAGAAGACCGGGGCCAAACAGAUGGAACGCAAAGCCAAGCAGGAGGCCCAGAAAGCUCUGCCCAGACGUCUCGGCAAACUCAAGUUCCUGGCUCCAGACCUGGAGGUGCAGUUGAGUGAUGAGCUGCCUGGAUCUCUGCGACAACUCAAGCCAGAGGGCAGCAUCCUCAAGGACCGCUUCAAGAGCCUGCAGAAGAGGAACAUCAUCGAACCCAGAGAGAGAGCCAAGUUCAAGAGGAGACUCAAGUUGAAAUACGUUGAGAAGAGGGCGUUUAGGGAGAUCACAUAAUUGUAAUGAAGUUAAAUAAAACGUGGCAAACACCA